Phodopus roborovskii (desert hamster) is the source of this 886-nucleotide messenger RNA. RefSeq names its product ribosomal protein L7 like 1 (gene Rpl7l1). The record is from RefSeq and is a predicted model, not a curated record. Lineage: Eukaryota; Metazoa; Chordata; Mammalia; Rodentia; Cricetidae. Gene Ontology annotation, molecular function: RNA binding; structural constituent of ribosome. The transcript is spliced from 7 exons. Gene Ontology annotation, cellular component: cytosolic large ribosomal subunit. Gene Ontology annotation, biological process: maturation of LSU-rRNA from tricistronic rRNA transcript (SSU-rRNA, 5.8S rRNA, LSU-rRNA). Bases 58 to 798 code for a protein of 246 amino acids.
GGCCUCUCCUCCCCGUCAGGUCAGACUGCGCAUGAGCAGAAACUGCAGCCCGGAAAGAUGGCGGAAGAAGGGGAAAGAAAAAAGAUCCCUUUGGUUCCAGAAAAUCUCCUGAAAAAGAGGAAGGCGUAUCAAGCUCUCAAAGCCACACAAGCAAAGCAGGCACUUUUGGCAAAGAGGGAGAGGAAAUCAAAAGAAGUCAGGUUUAAGCGACUGGAAUCAUUCGUACAUGAUUCCUGGCGGCAGUGUCGUGAUGAUGUGCGUGUCCGUCGACUACAAAUGAAGCCUCGUGCAUUGGAAGUGCCUGAUAAACACUCCUUGGCCUUCGUUAUACUCAUGGAAAGGACACAAGGAGUGAGUUUAUUGGUGCAGAAGACCAUAGCAAAACUUCGUCUGAAGAAAUUGUUCAGUGGUGUCUUUGUGCUUGUCACCCCUGAAACUAUGAAGAUGCUGCGCACAGUGGAGCCUUAUGUGACCUGGGGAUUUCCGAAUCUGAAGUCUGUCCGGGAGCUCAUCUUGAAACGAGGCCAAGCAAAGAUUAACAAUAAGACUGUCCCUCUGACAGACAACACAGUGAUUGAGGAGCACCUGGGGAGAUUUGGUGUCAUUUGCCUGGAAGACCUCAUCCAUGAAAUUGCCUUCCCGGGGAAGCAUUUCCAGAAUAUCUCUUCAUUCUUAUGCCCUUUCCACCUCUCUGUGGCCCGUCAUGCUACCAAGAAUAGAGUGGGUUUCCUCAAGGAGAUUGGCUCUCCUGGCUACCGGGGUGAACGCAUCAACCAGCUCAUCCGCCAGCUGAACUAGAUGGGGGCCAGGAUUUCCAAAAGCACGGUGCAUUGGAGGAGUGCUUUGUGUUAUUUAAAAUUAUCAAGUAUCUUCAGAGAAGAUGAUU